Messenger RNA from Aureobasidium vineae, 2790 nucleotides. NCBI's taxonomy places the organism in Eukaryota, Fungi, Ascomycota, Dothideomycetes, Dothideales, Saccotheciaceae. The record is from the annotation of a GenBank genome assembly.
UCAGAGAAGGAGGAUGAUAGUCUCAUCGCUCAGGAAGAAGUCGAUAAUCAGCAGCUACGCACCUGGAAGCCGAUCAGUCUCAGACUUCCGUUUCUUACCUUUGUCUUGUUGACUACUUCUGCUCUGAUUGUGGUGCUACAAUGGCUUCUUUACAUAAGUCAGACCACGGGCGGAGUUCUCUUUGCUUCCAACAUCAACGACCUGCCUCUGAGCAAGACUUUUGGCUAUCUCUACGCUCCCACCAUAAUAGCCGUCAUCUAUGGACUCCUCUGGAGCUGGAUCGAUCUCGAUAUUGAGCGCAUGGAACUUUAUUAUCAACUUUGCAGUCCUGCUGGCGCUUUGGCAGAAAAUAGUCUCCUACUACAAUAUCCGUUCGACUUCGUUGCUCUCAUACCAUUCAAAGCUGCGAGACGAAAACAUUGGUCUGUCCUCACGGCUGGACUUGCCGGUAUUGUCGUCCUGUGGACCUUGACACCUCUGCAGGCUGGUAUAUUCGUAACUGAGAACCGGGUAGUUACGACUGAGGCGAAUGAAGUCUGGAACGGAGCUACGAAGAUUAAUCCACAAACCAAGUACAACAGUAGCAGCGGCUGUAGUUAUGGACUGCCCGUCAAGACUAUGGCAAGAAGAGAUAACGACACUAGCAAGAACCUCGAAGCCAUGUACGUUGGAUACUCGAAUGACAACGGUGAGGCAGAUUGGUACCUUGGGAGCUACUGUCCAAAACAAGCCAACCAUACAUUCUUGGUCCGUACGACGCUUUUCUCGGAAGUCUCGGAAGCAGGAAUGCUGGACCAGAGCCUUGAAUCUAAGACUACGCCCGAUAGUGGAGUACUCAAGACCACAUCUCUUUACUGCGAGCCACGAUACUUUGAACAGGAAGUCAAUGCGAGUGUGGUUGCCGCAAAUGGCAGCGUCAUCUCGGUGAAUCCCAUUGGAGGAAAGAAUGAUCUUCCUUUACAGAUGUUUGACAUAAAUUUCUUCGAGACCGCUAUGAGCUCAGGUCUAGAUUACUGCGGGCCAGGUAUGAGCUAUGCCAGCGGCAGAGCAGAUUUUCCUGAGAAUGCGUGGCCCGAUCAGAAAACACAUCUUAUCAACACGAACCUCGAUAUGACAUACCUUCCAAAGAUGCUUCCGUUCUCCUACGCUGCACUUAAAAGGCUUAAUCUUGAAGAUUGUUUGGAUCCCCAAACUCUCGCGGAUUCGUAUCAGGCGGCGUAUCGACUCUUGUUUGUUGCAAAAAUGGCCCGCGUUCUCAGACCAGACUUUGGGGCUAAUGCCACUCACCACGAAGGUCAACGUACAUAUCACACGCAAGCGCUUGUACUUGUACCGGGAUUUACAUAUGCCGUGGAGACCCUGUUGGUGUUUGCUGUAUUGUUCAAUCUGUCUAUCAUCUACUUCAGCCUGACGAGGGCCUGUACACUUCAAUUCGACCCAACGACAAUUGCUUCGCAUAUGUCCGCCGCGGCGGAUCAUUCGGAACUUAUUGCUCUUCUUGGUAAUCUGGACAACAACUCUGCCGGCGCUCUACGUAGCGCGUUGGUGGGUUCGAAAUUCUCUAUGAGUUCGGACGUCAAGAUCGAACUACAAUCUGUACCUGCAACGGACUUCGGCCAGGAUGUGAAUACACAACAGACGACACACUCCAAAGGUUUCCAAUCCCCGAGCUCAGCUGGUGUAGCGGUAUUGUGUUCCUGGCGGUUCAGCUCGCAUGCAUAUCUGUGUUUGCAUAUUUGUUCCACCAAGCAAAAAUCAACAAUGAACUAUAUUCCAACUGCAAUCUCGACAACUCUGGAACCUGUCUGGAUUCUUCUGACCCGCCAGUUAUGUGUGCUGCAGCCAUUUGAGGAGCUUCGAAGAGGAAAAUCGACCAGUAGAAAGUCAAUUGCCCUGGCAUAUACGAAUCUCCCUCCCCAGCUAGUCGUUUUCAAAGCCCUCAGAACGGGCCACUAUAUGCUGAGUCUGCUUGCAACCAUGACAAUUCUGUCGAACGUGCUCUCGGUCGCUUUCUCAAGUCUAUUCUUCGAAAAAUCGGCCAACAUUGAGAUUCAGACUACGCUUCAACCGUUGCUAGCUCUACCCUUUCAAAGUCUGAACGGAACGGACCUUCCAUUCAAUAACAAUCUUGAAGUGAACUGGCAAGGCGGAACCACAAAGGACGAAUUUUAUAUUGCGAUGUCUAACGCGGUGGCUUCCUCCAAACUCCCAUCCUGGACUGAUCCUGACAGAUUUUACUUCCCAGUUCAGCUCCCAGAGAGCACUCGGGCUGAUCUCAACUACACUGUCACGACAGGAUACUUCGGAGCGAGCCUGAGUUGUGAGGAACUUACUCAGUGGGAAGCCAAGAAAAUGGAAGAUAACUCAGGAGCUAUUCUAUCUGGACAUAGUCUCUUCGAGUUCAAUAUUACUCAGCCAGAUGGUUCAUCCACGAACUGCUCGAUAAGUUUCUCCACCAGUUCGCCAGCAUAUAUAUCUGGAUUCAACAGUCUUGAGAUUUCUACACUCGCAGCGCCAUCAGAUUCCUGUAAGCAGACUCUUGUCACUGGUUGGUGGAGGGGCAAUGCAUCGAACCAAACAUUUGAGCUGACCAGCACUAAGAUGCUUUGUCAUCCAAAACUUGUCACUAGGUCUGCCGAAGUCACUGUGAGUAGCAGUGGUCACAUCUUACGCUCAAAGGUUCACUUUAUAACAAAGUCCAGUGACCUGAUCUUGCAAGCUCAUCAGUUCACCAUUGACAAGACUGAUGCUUACAAGAGUGGAUGGCACAACGAUAGCUUUCCCAUGGAC